Fundulus heteroclitus (mummichog) is the source of this 610-nucleotide messenger RNA. Its product is annotated as thiosulfate:glutathione sulfurtransferase. The coding region runs from base 95 to 448 and encodes 117 amino acids. Gene Ontology annotation, cellular component: mitochondrion. Lineage: Eukaryota; Metazoa; Chordata; Actinopteri; Cyprinodontiformes; Fundulidae. The transcript has 4 exons. Gene Ontology annotation, molecular function: thiosulfate-cyanide sulfurtransferase activity. The record is from RefSeq and is a predicted model, not a curated record.
GCCAAUUAUUUGUCAGUAAACAAUAUGAGGAAGAAGGUGUUCUUUUAUAGGAGGAGAUUACAGCUCAUCUUCACAGCUUCACCUAUCGACCAGGAUGGCAGGCACAAUCAAAUAUGAGGAACUGAAAGCACUCCUUGCACAGAGCGGGGGCCUGGUUCUGAUCGAUGUGCGGGGUGACGAUGAGGUGCGUGGAGGACGUAUCCCUGGUUCCAUUCACAUUCCCCUCUCCAUGUUAGACAAUGCUCUUUCAUUGAGCCCAGCUGAAUUCAAGGCCAGGUAUAACGCAACGAAGCCGGCGCCGGAUACCCCUAAGCUCGUGUUUUACUGCCAGUCCGGCAGGCGAGGGGAGAUGGCCGCACACAAGGCACAUCGACAUGGAUACAUUAAUGUGUAUAAUUACGCCGGAGCCUACAGCGAAUGGUCCAGAAGAGAACCGAAACAGCUUUAAUGAGAAAACUCCCACUGUGCAAUAAAGCUAUUCAUAUACAAAACCUGUACAAAAAAAAAAACAUAUGUUAUGAUUUUGUUGUUUAUCAUACAAUAAACCACUAAGAUUUUAAAAUCUAAAUUUAUAGUAUGCUAUAAGUUAAAAUAAAUUAUGCUGUUUACU